Acaulospora morrowiae is the source of this 384-nucleotide messenger RNA. The record is from the annotation of a GenBank genome assembly. Lineage: Eukaryota; Fungi; Glomeromycota; Glomeromycetes; Diversisporales; Acaulosporaceae.
AUCAAGAUUUAUUGCCGCCAUUAGUUGAAGAGUCAAAGCAAGUGCUUGAAAGAUUCAUUCGACUAACCCAUGAACCGUUGUCCAAUCAACAAAAACGAGAAAUGACUAACUGGUCACCCCUGGUGAUCACAGUUUUUAGGGAAUUAUGCAAGACGAAAUGGGAUGAUGGAAGACGAGAUAGUGAAGCAGAUAUUAUUGAUGACGAUGAUAGAGAGGUUCACGAUACCAAGACUACUCGUUUGGUCGGUUUAAGAAAACAAAUACCAGAUUUUUAUAAGUUAGCAAUUAAGAUCAUUGGUAUAGAUAGGGUUGACGUGAGACUUGCACUUCAGGAAUUUUUAGAAAAAAUUGGAAAUGAAUUUUUAAAUAUUGAUAGAUGGGAAA